Messenger RNA from Vanessa tameamea, 954 nucleotides. RefSeq lists its product as uncharacterized. NCBI's taxonomy places the organism in Eukaryota, Metazoa, Arthropoda, Insecta, Lepidoptera, Nymphalidae. The record is from RefSeq and is a predicted model, not a curated record. The coding region runs from base 77 to 952 and encodes 291 amino acids. The transcript is spliced from 7 exons.
UAUAAUUACACGAUUAUUGUCCUGUUAAAUUUUACGUAUUUAUAAUUGUAUUCCUUAGUAGACGUACGCAAUAGAUAUGUUUUCAAAGUUGUAUUUUUUUAAGAUAUUUAUUGCAAUAGUGACUUGUGCGUACCAACAAAAUAAAGGUAGAUUAAUAAUAGAAAUAAAUGGCAAAGUUAUCGAUGGUGGUACUUCUGUUACCCAUCGGCAUAGUGGCAGCACCAUAAACAUAAUACGAUUCAACAUAACAAAUAACGAAAACGUUGAAAAUGAAAAAUUGAGAUUCACCUGCAAAUAUGAAUGUGCAACCGGUGAAUAUCAUAGGAUGUUGUGGAUGGCAGACAAUGAAAUAAUCGCUGAUAAAUGUGUAGGACCGUAUCCAGCUUUUGACAGCUUAACUAUAGAUUGGACUCCAACAUCUCUCGAAUGUCAAAUAUACGCUAAAAGUAAGGAUGUUAAAAAUUGUGCUCAGAAACCGCAGACGUCCGUAGCCAUUUUGAAAUAUAUCCCUAAAGAAAAUGUUACUGGAACUGUUUCUAGAAAUGCUGAAAAAAGGAAUUCAAUUUCAAUAUCAGGUCUCACGGUGUCGAAUAUUUUGCCUACUUAUAGAAAUAGUAGUGUACGUUAUAAAUACAGGGAUGGCGACAUACUUAAGUUGACCUGCACGUCCCAACUCUCAUCGGGAUAUUUCUAUAUGAAAUGGUCAAAAGAUGGCGUUGAACUUGCUAAAAAGAACAUAACCAGAGACGUACUAACGGAACUACAAGCGGUCAUACCAUUGAAUAAACACGACGACAAAACGAUUAUUCAGUGUAGUGUUAUAGAGUUUACUGAUAGACAACAAAAAAUUAAUAAAGACAAAACUAUUGAAUUAGUCUACGAAUCGGACGAUGAAGGAUCUAUCGUUACUACCGAAGGGGCAGAUGCGACUGAUAAUGGUACGUAUGAUUAAUU